Messenger RNA from Pyricularia oryzae 70-15, 5954 nucleotides. RefSeq names its product ATP-binding cassette sub-family A member 8-A. The record is from RefSeq and is a predicted model, not a curated record. The coding region runs from base 747 to 5711 and encodes 1654 amino acids. Gene Ontology annotation, cellular component: membrane; intracellular membrane-bounded organelle. Gene Ontology annotation, molecular function: ATP binding; ATP hydrolysis activity; lipid carrier activity. The transcript has 2 exons. Gene Ontology annotation, biological process: transmembrane transport; lipid transport. Lineage: Eukaryota; Fungi; Ascomycota; Sordariomycetes; Magnaporthales; Pyriculariaceae.
UGGGUUCAUCGGAUCUCAGAUUACCUUGUUCCCGAAGGUCAGCAAGCAACUCACCUAAUUUCGUUCAGGACAGCCGCUUUUUCCAUCUUGUCCUGCGGCACAAAACGUUUGUUCCUCAUUAUCCUCCAAGCCACUUUCUGGCGACCCUUUUCCCGCAUAAUCAUUUUUGGUCCGGUCAGGUUUUUGUUCGCUUCUUGUUUGUUACGUAGUAUUACUUGUCGUUGCUGCCAUUAUUUUGAGCACGCGCGUUGCAUUCUUUGACGUCUCCAGAUAUCCACAUUCCACCCCAAAACAAUAUUGCGUCUCCGCCGCCACAGUCCCGGAAUCCUUCUCAUGUCAGCCUAAUCUGUACCGUCUUUCCAGUUUGCCCACGUCAGCACAUCUUUGAGUCUUCUCAAGGUGUUCAUCUAGGCUACUGUACAUAUACCUUGAUGCAAAAAGGGAUGGUUUUUACGGCACCGUAAUCGUAUUUUACUUUACAUCCUUUUUUUUUUUUUUUUUUGGGCGAGAGUCCACGUGCGUUCGUCUGAAUUCUUCAGCAGAAGGAGCCCUGCAGACGUGGCUAUCGGUUCGCUGGCGGCAUUAGAACGUUUGUCAACGUCCAGCUUCGCGCAGUUUUGACGGUCGAAAUUCAGACCUACUAGCUGAACAGGCAGUUCGGCGCAAUUUUUUUUUCUGGGUCCCAGGAACAACCGUCUAGGGCCGCCGUUAGGCGCAACGGCGCCACUAGCAGCCGUCAACGCAAAAUGGCGUUCAUCCGGCAAACCAUCACGCUCGUCAAGAAGAACUUCCUCAUCAUCCUCUGGCGCCAUUCGACAGCGACGGUACUUCGCGCUUUCUUGUUGCCAAUCUUCCUCGCGGCAUUCCUCAGUUUCGCCAGGUUCUUCUUUGUCCCUCCGGCGCGCAAUGGUGUCGCCGAUUCGCUAGCCAUCAGGUCGCUGGGUGAUAGCUUGCGCGUGGCGGGCGAGACGUCUAGAAACACAGUCGUCUUUGUCGAUGGAGGUCACAAAACUGGCGACAUUGACAGGGUCAUUAACAACCUGACCUCUCAGGUUGAGGAUGCCGGCAAGACUGUUUUUCGACUUGACAGGGAAAAUGAAAUCCAGAGGGUGUGCAAGAGCUCGCUGAGGGGCGUAUCCCAAUGCUAUGGUGCCGCAGUCUUCAACGGCUCACCCGACUUUGGCGGAAUAUGGAACUACACGCUGCGCAUGGAUGGCGCCUUGGGUCCGCUUGGUCGUAUUGACGUUGAAUCGAACACUCGGGACGCCCAGAUCUUUGUGCUGCCGUUCCAGCGCGCCGUCGACGCUGCCAUCACCGGCCUCAACUCAUCCAGCAACUCGAGCCCUCUGAGCAAUUCGCAUGAAUAUGUUUUCACCAGUCUCACCCAGUCGGAGAGGGACGAGGAAAUUCGGGUGAGAUACCAGCAGGCCGUUACGAACUUUAUGGGAGUUGCCUUCAUCCUUGCCAUCAUUGGAGUCUGCUACCACUUGACCGGCUUCAUGGCGACGGAGCGGGAAAUCGGCAUGUCCACACUUAUCGAGUCCAUGAUGCCCACGAGACAACGCUGGCAGGCACAGGCUGCACGGUUGCUUUCAUACCACAUUGCCUUCGACGUCAUUUACCUGCCCGGAUGGAUUAUUGGGGCGCUGAUCCUGCAACUUGGUGUGUUUCGCCACACCAGCACCGCCAUGUAUGUCUUUUACAACAUCACUGCCGGCCUGGCCCUCUCUUCCAUGUCCAUUUUUGGGGCUGCCUUCUUCAAAAAGGCUCAACUGAGUGGUGUUGUGGUUACAAUCGUCUACUGUGUGCUUGCCAUAGUCGCCCAGGCCAUCUCCUACCCCAGUACUGCGCAGGUUACGAUCCUGAGCCUGCUGUUCGCGCCAUGCAACUAUGUAUACUUUAUCGCAAACACUGCUCGAUGGGAGGCGAAAAAGUGGCCUACCGACUUGACCGACGUUCCGCCCAACAGUGCCUGGGACAUACCGGCUAUCUGGCUUUGGGUUUUCUUGAUCAUACAGAUCAUUGUAUACCCGAUUGUGGGCGCUCUCAUUGAACGAUACCUUUACGGUACAGCCACCAAGGGCCGCAACAUUGUUAAUGGAGGCGAAAUGGGAGGCGAAGCUGCGGUUCGACUCGAAGGCUUCACCAAGAUCUACAAACCUGGUUUCAUCCGGCGCAUGUUCUCCUUCAUCUCAAAGCCCAAGCCGGCCGUUCGCGCCGUUGAUGGCCUGACGCUGAGCGCCGGGCGUGGUCAGAUUCUCGCGCUUCUGGGCGCCAACGGCAGUGGCAAGAGUACCUCGUUGGACGCCAUUGCCGGUAUCAACAGGUUGACCAGCGGUAGCAUAACGAUUGAUGGAACUGGAGGCUUGGGUAUCGCACCGCAGAAGAACGUGCUAUGGGACGAUGUCACCGUCGAGGAGCACAUUCGGAUCUUCAACAGCCUCAAGGCGCCCGCCAACAAGUCCAGCAAGGAAGAGAUCCGCCAGCUCGUCGAGGCCGUGGAUCUGACCAAGAAGAUCAAGGCCAGGUCGAAAACUCUCUCCGGUGGCCAGAAGCGCAAGCUGCAGCUGGGUAUGAUGCUGACGGGUGGAAGCGCAGUCUGCUGCGUGGACGAGGUCUCGAGUGGUCUGGAUCCGCUCAGCAGGAGAAAGAUCUGGGACAUUCUACUGGCUGAGCGCGGCAAGAGGACCAUGAUUCUGACAACCCACUUCCUCGACGAAGCAGACCUGCUGGCCGAUCACAUUGCCGUGCUUUCCAAGGGUACACUGCGCGCAGAAGGCUCUUCUGUUGAGCUGAAGAACAGGCUCGGCGGGGGUUAUCGCAUUCACUUCCUGAAGACCAAGACUCUUCAAGACGGCCCGGUCGUUGAAGGUGUUACCAAGAAGGUCUCGUUCGAUAUUAUCAGCUACAUUGCUCCUUCAUCGGCGCUUGCUGCCGAAGUUAUCCGGACCCUAGAGGCCCAUGACAUCCGCGACUACCGCUUUUCUGGACCGACAAUCGAAGACGUGUUCUUGCAGCUGGCCGAAGAAGUCAAGGGCGAAACUGACGCCGCCUCAAGGGGUAGUCACCUCGCGUCGGCGAGUCUGCAGGGAGCCAACGCGGAGAAGACGUAUUCUUCGGAAAUGGUCACCCCAGACGCGGAUAAGGACAACCUCGAGCUGAUGUCUGGAAACAAGGUUGGAAUUCCUCGACAGGCCCUUGUUCUGUUCCGAAAACGAUGCACAGUCUUCAAACACAACUGGUUCCCCUCAUUUGCCGCCUUCAUUAUCCCCAUCUUGGCAGCAGGCCUGUGUACGCUCUUCAUCCGCGGACAGUCCCCGGCGGGGUGCUCCACGCAGGAGACGAGGAGUGGACAGGACAUCUUUAGUAAUGAUGAUAAUGACGGCAACUCGCUUUUGCUGCUCUAUGGGCCUACGUCUCCAACGAUAACGGCCGCCCUGAACAGGACAAUAGCUUUAAUCAGGAAUGGUCCGGGCGACUCCACCGGCAGUUCAGCUGGCAGUCCCAACGGUGGACAAUCCUCGUCAUUGUUCAAUAUAGAGUCCGCCACCUCUUUUGCCGACUUCAACAGGGGUAUCAUUGAUAAUCGGAAGAAUGUCACACCUGCAGGCUUUUGGUUGGGAGACACCAACAACCCACCGACCCUGGCUUACACCUCGGUUCCGGAAAUGCAAAAUGCCUUCUUCGGACAAAACCUUAUGAACAUGCUCUUGACCAACACAACACUGUCGGCCAAGUAUGCCGCUUUUGACACGCCGUGGCAAGACAAUACAGGCAACUCACUCCAGCUGCUUGUUUAUAUCUGCCUUGCACUUUCUGCAUACCCGGCCUUCUUCGCUCUGUACCCCAACGUCGAAAGGAGACGUUUCGUUCGUGGGUUGCAGUACUCAAACGGUGUCCGGCAAUUCCCUCUCUGGAUCGCAUAUGUCCUCUUUGACUUUAUCAAUGUCGUUAUAUCAUCGGCUAUUGUCAUAGGACUCUUUGUGGCUAUUGCGGAUGUUUGGUACCACGCAGGCUAUCUGUUCCUCAUCCUCGUCCUUUACGGGCUGUGUGCGAUUCUUUUGUCCUACAACAUCUCGAUAUUUGCGUCUAACCAGCUCUCAGCGUAUGCAUUUGCUGCCGGCUUCAACGCUGUCACGUUUCUGGUCUAUCUGAUCGGCUACAUGGCGACCAUCACAUUUGCCAGAGUUGAUCGGGUUGACUCGUCUCUCUUGGUUGUGAACUUUGUUGUGUCGGCCUUUGCGCCCAUCGGCUCUGCUGUCCGAGGAUUCUUCAUCGCGCUAAACCUCUUCUCAACGACGUGUCAGGACCAGGAGUUGGCGCCAAACCCAGGAGGAUUCCUCCAGUAUGGCUCUCCCAUCAUGUACCUGAUCAUCCAGGCCAUCUUGCUCUUCUUGCUGCUCCUCUGGCUCGACAGCGGCACCAUCAGGGCUACCUGGCAGCGUCUCUUUGGCCGCAAGAACAAGAACGCCAACCAACAAGCUGCCGACAUCUCUGACGAGGAAGUUGCCGGCGAGCUGGUGCGCGUCACGUCAUCGGCCACAGAUCCCUCGCGGCGCAGGCAAGACACCAAGGGCGCAGAUGGCGUCAGUUCAUCCGACAAGGACGGUUUGCAGGUGGUGCACGUAACCAAGACGUUUGGCAAGAACACGGCCGUCGACAAUGUCACCUUUGGGGUCAAGCACGGCGAGGUGUUUGCGCUACUGGGCCCCAACGGUGCCGGCAAGUCGACCAGUCUGAACAUGAUUCGGGGUGACCUCCAGCCCUCGCCCGGCGGCGAUGUCUUUGUCGAGGGCGUUUCGGUGUCCAAGCAGUUGGCCGCCGCCCGGGCCAACCUUGGUGUCUGCCCACAGUACGAUGCCAUCGACGUCAUGACGGUGACAGAACAUCUCAGGUUCUACGCUCGGGUCAGGGGCAUUGCAGACGUCGACCGCCAGGUCGAGGCUGUCAUCCGUGCCGUCGGGCUCGAGCUUUUCCGUGACAGACAGGCGUUUGCGCUGUCGGGUGGUAACAAGCGCAAGCUUUCUCUGGGUAUUGCGCUGAUGGGUAACCCGUCAGUCAUCCUCCUGGAUGAGCCGUCGUCGGGUCUGGACGCGGCCGCCAAGCGAAUCAUGUGGCGCACUUUGGCAGGUACCGUUCCCGGGCGGUCGAUUCUGUUGACGACGCACUCCAUGGAGGAGGCGGAUGCACUAGCCGGUCGUGUUGGAAUUCUGGCCAAGAGGAUGCUUGCAAUGGGCUCGGCAGACAACCUUCGACACCGCUUCGGCGACCUCCUCCAUGUUCACAUCGUACUCAAGGGCGCGCCCCGCACGUCGGACGCCGACGCUGAGCGCGUGCGAAACUGGAUCGUCCAGACCCUUCCGGGCGCAGAGGUCGAGGAGAAGGUCUACCACGGACAGCUGCGGUUCUCGGUACCGGCCAGCGUGGUGUCGGGCCAGAAGCAGCGGACGACAGAGGGUGGGGAGGGCGACGAGAUCACGAGGGAAGGCCAGGCCGCCGCCAGCAGUCGCAGCUCGCAGAGCGCCGUCGGCAAGCUGGUGGUCAUGCUCGAGGAGAACAAGCACCUCGGCAUCGAGCACUACGCCGUCAGCCCCACGACGCUGGACCAGGUGUUCUUGACCAUCGUGGGCAAGCACAACGUCAAGGAGGAGGGAUACAAUGAGGACGAGAAGCCUACGGGCUGGAAGAGGUUGUUUAGUCGGCGCAAGUAGAUGUGUUUCUUUUUCUCUUGUGGUGGAUUUCGAGCUGGCGGUCGUCCGUCUCCUUUUGGUACACAGGACAUGUUUUUUUUUCUGAACGCACAAGCAUUCCUUGCAUAUAUUUUUCUUGGAUUGGUAGAGCUUCUUGCUACAUUAUUAUUAUCCAUUAUAAAACUAGACUUGUCAGUUACAAAGAUGGUUGUAUCCACGCAUGCAUGGUCUGAAAAUCUCGGCGGGUGUCUGGUGCAGGUUUAC